GACAUCAUGGAAGCCAGAGCAUACUUCACAUUACUCGUGUGGACCUUCACAAUAAAUCACGAGGCAUUGUCAGUUGUUGUUCCAAACAAUGUCGUGAACGGCGUUUGUAUGACAAGCAAGUGCAAGGAAGUUGCAAAGAGCAUUCUUAGGGACAUGGACCAAUCGGUGUCGCCUUGUACCGACUUUUACGGAUUUGUGUGCGGAGGAUGGAUUAAAAGGACCGAAAUUCCGGAAGGAGCGACAUUUAUCAGCCGAUUAUCGGAAGCCGCACGGAUGGUGGAAGACAACAUGAAAAAAAUCCUUGAGAAACACAUGGAAAGUCAACAAGAAAAAGUUUUAAAUUUAAUGGCGACUGCUUACAAAGUCUGCAAGGAUACAGACGUAUUGCCAAGGAAAGACCUCGACGACUUUAAAAAGGCUUUCGCAAAUAAAGGUUUUACUGAUUGGCCGCAGAAAAAAAGUGAAAAGCUACCUAUGACAACUCGUAAUAUUAUCAAACGCUACGGGUGGUUUGGUCUUUUUGGAAUUGACGUCUCCGUCAAUGUCUUCCAAGUGACUAGGCACGCAAUCGUUAUGAGUCUGCCGGUGUUUGAACCCUUAAGCUUAGAGCUACUUGAGGAUCUUGAAGGGGCUGAGAUUCAAGACUACAAAACGUUUAUUGUUCAAGUGAUUACGAAAAUUAAGACUACUCUGUCGAACAAAGAAGCGCAAGAAAUAGCUGAUUCGAUUUACGACUUUGAGAUAGAACAAGUUCAAGCGAGCAGAUACCCGUCAAGUGAUGUUGGAGAGACCACAGUGUCGAAGAUUGACGAGGUCUUAAAAUCGGACCUCAAACUCAAAGAGGCCAUCACGUACCAGUUUAGGAAUAAAAAAGUAUCCCUUCGCGGAGAAGAUGGCAUUAUUGUUUGGACACCCGGAUAUUACACAUCAAUUUUUGAGAGCAUUGAAGAAAAUGGAGCGGUAGACCUUUAUAACCUUCUCGGGUGGAAGAGUGCCUGUCUUCUUAUGAAAUACUCAAGAGGAGAUCUAUUUGAGAUGUACACCGGUCUCAUGAAAACGGUAGACCCCUUAUAUAACCAGAGACCUAUCGAAAACGUAUGCGUCAGCGACCUUAUGAAGAAUAUGAAAUACGCUUUUGGCAGCAUAUAUGUUGACAGAUAUUUCAGAUCAGAAGAAAUUAAAACAGAGGUGAGAGAAAUUAGUGACAAAGUAAAAGCGUCUAUUGAAAAAAUGAUUAAAAAGAAGAGCUGGAUCGACGCAACAACACAAGCGGAAGCUCUAAAAAAGGUACUCUACAUGCAUAGCAUGGUUGGUUACCCUAAUUGGGUUAGAGAUAAAGUUAAGGUUGAACAGCUAUUUAAACACGUUAAAAGCUUCAAUUUAAAAAUGAGUUACAUUGAAAUAUCUAUGCUUCUCAUCUCAAACAAUUUGCGUGUGAACUACGAAAAAAUAAAGCUUCCGGUGCAAUCGGAUGAAGAAUGGGACAGAGAUUUCGCUGACGUUAAUGGGCAGUACAAGCCCCAGACAAAUUCUUUUGCUCUGUAUGCCGGAUUAAUUCAGGAGCCGCUCUACAUACAAGGUGCUCCCAUAGCUGUGAAUGUAGGUUCCGUCGGAUGGUUUUCAGGACAUGAACUCACUCACGCAUUUGACACUAUUGGAUCUAGAUACGAUUCAACUGGCCGGUAUCGUGACUGGUGGUCUGAAGCUGUCCGCAGUUCUUUCGAAGUCCAAGCUGACUGCUUUCGUGACCAGUAUUCGAAAAUAUAUGACAGGGAAGCUAAAGAACACCUGCGUGGAGUCCGUACAAAAGUCGAAAAUAUUGCGGAUAAUGGUGGCAUCCGAGCAGCUGUGAAGGCCUUGAAAGCGAUAAUAAAAGAAACACCAGCCGCGGAUGUGAAGCUUCCUGGCCUAGAGCAGCAUUCAUCACGCCAGCUACUUUUUAUUUCGUUCGGAAAUUCUCUAUGCAGCAAAUACACAACCAGAGCACGGAAGCAAUAUAUAAAAGUUAAUUCUCACAGUCUUCCAGAAUUUAGAGUUAAUGUGUCCCUGCAGAACUGCAACGCAUUUCAAAAGGCUUUCAGGUGUAUGCCAGGUUCUCCCAUGGCUCCUAAAAAUAAAUGCAUUUUGUGGUAA
Ixodes scapularis (black-legged tick) is the source of this 2133-nucleotide messenger RNA. Its product is annotated as neprilysin-1-like. Gene Ontology annotation, cellular component: plasma membrane. The record is from RefSeq and is a predicted model, not a curated record. Gene Ontology annotation, molecular function: metalloendopeptidase activity. The coding region runs from base 7 to 2133 and encodes 708 amino acids. Gene Ontology annotation, biological process: protein processing. The transcript has 20 exons. NCBI's taxonomy places the organism in Eukaryota, Metazoa, Arthropoda, Arachnida, Ixodida, Ixodidae.